AUGCUACUGCUCCAAUAUGCCACUUCAGGGUGGCUGGUGGCGACUGCUGUACUGUCACUGUCCCUGUAUAGCGUCGCUCUAGUCGUCUACCGACUUUUCUUCAGUCCUAUACGGAGAUUCCCAGGCCCUCGACUGGCAGCGGCCACCUUCUGGUACGAAUUUUACUACGAUGUCGUUCUGGGUGGGCAGUACACCUUCCAUAUUGCUCACCUCCAUGAAAAAUGCGGCCCUGUCGUCCGAAUUAACCCGCACGAACUGCAUGUCCACGAGUUCGACUUCUACAAUCAACUCUAUACUGCAGGAGGACGGACUCGACACAAAUGGUACUGGGCGUCGCGGGCAUUCGGGGCGGACUUUUCCACCUUUGCAACCGAGCGGCAUGAGGAUCACAGAAUGCGUCGGUCAGCGUUGAACCCGUCCUUUUCCACGGCUCAGGUACGAAAAUUAGAGCCACUCAUUCAAAGUCGGGUUUAUUCCGUCAUGAGGAGAGUGAGGCAGUUUAAAGAGGAUGGGAGUGUUUUGCCUCUGGACGUGAUGUUUGGAGCAUUCUCGGCCGGUAGGUUGGAGUCUACAGACCUAGCAAGAGCCAUGACUGACAACCCCAACAAAGAUGUGAUUACCGAGUAUGCGUUUCGUCGUCCUGGACGUAAACUCGAGGCUCCUGACUUCGACGAUGAUUUCCACACAGCCUGCAUCAACGGUGGCAAGCAGCUUUUCCUAACACGACAAUUCCCUUGGCUGCUCAAAGUGAUUCGGACAAUUCCUCCUCAUAUGACACUCAAAUUCAACCCUUCCAUGUCGUCGUUUUUUGCGAUGCACAAGGACAUUGCGAUGCAGGUCAGGUCCGUCCUAGACGAACCCAGUUCCACCAACAAAGCACCCACUGUAUUCCACAAGAUCCUAGAUAGCAAGAUUCCCGAGCAUGAGAAGUCGUUUAACCGGCUGGCUUCCGACGCAGGCUCGCUAGUCGGCGCAGCGACAAUCACCACAUCAUGGGCGCUUACACAUGCCGUAUUCCACCUCUUAAAUAAUCCCAGCUGCCUCAAGAAAUUGAAAACCGAACUAGCAGACGCCUUAACCCCCGCUUCCCACGACCACGGCGAGACGAUCCUGCCUAUAUUGGAACAACUCCCAUACUUCACUGCCGUGAUCCAGGAAGCAUUGAGACUAUCGGUCGGUGUGUCGACUCGCCUCGCCCGAGUAGCUCCAGACGAGGUCCUCACCGUGAAGGACUCGACAAGGACUGAGGGGGAGUGGAAGAUCCCACCCUCAACCCCUGUUUCCAUGAGCCAGCAGCUGAUCUUGUACGACGAGCGCAUCUUCCCGUCUGCAUCUGCAUUCCGGCCCGAGCGGUGGAUCGAAGAUCCAGGGCUGAUCAGAUACCAAGUCGCGUUUUCCAGAGGAUCGCGCGCUUGUCUGGGGAAGCAUCUGGCUCUUGCGGAGAUGUAUCUUCUGCUCGGGGGGCUUUUUUCGUCUUAUGGUUCGCCGGAGGUCCGGAUGCCCGGGGAUCUUGGAUAUCUCGAGUUGUAUGAGACGGAUAAGAGCGAUAUUGAAUGUGCGGUGGAUGCUUUCUUGCCAUUGCCAAAGGUUGGAAGCAAGGGGGUUAGAUGUAGGGUGUUGGCCUGGGAGCAUGCAAAGUAG
Molecule: messenger RNA, 1641 nt
Organism: Aspergillus chevalieri
Lineage: Eukaryota; Fungi; Ascomycota; Eurotiomycetes; Eurotiales; Aspergillaceae
Exons: 3
Coding region: 1-1641 (546 amino acids)
Molecular function (GO): iron ion binding; monooxygenase activity; oxidoreductase activity, acting on paired donors, with incorporation or reduction of molecular oxygen
Source: RefSeq, a predicted model, not a curated record